Nerophis lumbriciformis (worm pipefish) is the source of this 1470-nucleotide messenger RNA. Lineage: Eukaryota; Metazoa; Chordata; Actinopteri; Syngnathiformes; Syngnathidae. The record is from RefSeq and is a predicted model, not a curated record.
AUGAACAUGGCCGCCGCGAUGAAGGCGCAGAAAACGGGACUGCUGGAGCUCCGGGUGACCGUGGACCGCUGGACUCGGGUGCUGGCCACACUCACCGAGGACACGCUGACGGUCAACCCCGGCGAGGGCGCAGACGAGGCGGCCAAAACUAAUCCGAAUUCCGCGGGGGCGAUUAACGGAGACCCCCCCAAUCUCAGCUCGUGUCCCGUUCCGGAGACCAUCACCAACGUGAAGCGCACGGUGCGAGUCACCAAACAAGAUGUUGGAGGACUCGGCAUUAGUAUUAAAGGUGGGAAGGAGAACAAGAUGCCCAUUCUCAUCUCCAAGAUUUUUAAGGGCUUGGCCGCUGACCAGACAGAGGCGCUUUAUGUGGGUGACGCCAUAUUGUCUGUCAACGGCUGCGACUUACGGGAGGCCACGCACGAUGAGGCUGUGCAGGCCCUGAAAAAGACUGGCAAGGAAGUCAUUCUUGAAGUGAAAUACAUAAAGGAGAUGUCUGCCUUCUUCAAGAGUUCGGGCUCUCCUGGGGGAGCUCUCCCAUGGGACUCUCCUCCCCCAACGCCUCAGAAGGGUGCUGACCUCUUGUCCGCCGAGUCAAGGGAACCCCGCAGCAUCCCCAUAAAAAUGUGCCAGGUGUCUCGCAAGCAGUGCCCCCCUGACACAGAAAACCGGUACUUCGAGGUUGUUUCCCACAACAGAAAGAACUCUGUGUUCUUGCGGGCCAAAGACCCAGCCAUGGCCCAGUCCUGGUACAAUGCCAUCCAGGCUUGUACUGCCAACCUUUUACCACAAGUGAAGGAGGAGUUGAAGAAGUUGCAGCCAGGAAUGGAAGUCAAACACUUGGGCUGGAUUACAGAACAGGCGGUGCAAGGACCGGAGAGGCCGGUCCUCGCAGUGCUGACUGACCGGGAGCUGCUUCUCUACCCCGCCUUGCCCGAAAGCAAAGAUGCCAUCAGCAGCCCCGCUAAGAGUCACCCUCUCAUCACCACCAGACUAGUCCACUCCGGGCCAGGGAAAACCUCUCCUCUGCUAGAAUCGGAGCUUUCAUUUGGGCUACGUUCUGGCACAAAGCAAGGUGUUGAGACCCAGGUUUUCCGGGUGGAUUCCCCAAAAGAGCUGUCGGCGUGGACUCACCUUCUGGUCGACGGCUGCCACAAUGCCGCCGAACUCAUCAAGGAGGUCACAACAGCCUGCAGCUGGAACGGAAAGGAGUGCACCCUGGGAGUGCACAUCGAUGAGGGUUUCACGCUAUUCACGGAAGAGUUGGGCGUCCGCAAGAGCGUCUUGCUGCAGCAUCCUUUCGAGCGGCUGAGGAUGUCUUCGGAUGACGGCGUCCGUAUGAUGUUUCUUGACUUUGGAGGGCCUGAGGCUGAAAUUCAACUGGAUCUUCAUUCAUGCCCCAAGACGAUCGUAUUCAUCAUUCACUCGUUUCUCUCCGCCAAGGUUAAGCGACUCGGCCUCCUGGCAUGA